This is a messenger RNA of Auxenochlorella protothecoides, 1122 nucleotides long. Its product is annotated as DnaJ-like protein subfamily B member 5. The transcript is spliced from 5 exons. The coding region runs from base 1 to 1122 and encodes 373 amino acids. Gene Ontology annotation, cellular component: cytosol. NCBI's taxonomy places the organism in Eukaryota, Viridiplantae, Chlorophyta, Trebouxiophyceae, Chlorellales, Chlorellaceae. The record is from RefSeq and is a predicted model, not a curated record. Gene Ontology annotation, molecular function: protein-folding chaperone binding.
AUGGGGCGUGACUUUUAUAAGAUUCUGGGCGUCAGCAAGGACGCCAAGGAUGAUGAAUUGAAGAAGGCUUACAGGAAGCUGGCCAUGAAAUGGCACCCGGAUAAGAACCCUGGAGAUAAGCAGGCAGCAGCAUCCGAGAAGUUCAAGGAGGUCAGCGAGGCGUACGACACGCUGUCUGACCCUCAGAAGCGGCAAAUAUUUGACACAUAUGGCGAGGAGGGACUGCAGGGCAUGCCCCCUCCCGGCACGGAGGGGGCCGCAGGACCGGGCGGCAUGCCCGGCGGCUUCCCUGGCGGCGUCCCUGCUGGCGGCUUCCCAGGGAUGGGCGUUCGAUUCCAGUCCCCCGUCGCCGGGUUCUCCGAGGAUACGGCCCGACGCAUCUUCGAGGAGUUCAUGGGCGGAGACCUGGGCGGCAUGUUCGGCGGGGGUGGACUGGGCGGAGGAGCUCGCCGCGGACCCUCCUUCCAAGGCUCGCAGGGUGGUGGCCUGGGCCCGGACCUUUUUGGUAGGAGGAGCAGCCGCGGGUUCCAAGGCAUGGGUGACGACAUGGGCGAGGGCCCUGCCCCCAAGACACAGAAGAUUGAGGUGCAGCUGUCGUGCACCUUGGAAGAGCUGUUCAACGGCGCCACCAAGAAGCUCAAGGUCACGCGCAACGUGACCGACGCGGCAGGCAAAACGAGCAAGGUGGAGGAGACUCUGGAGAUCAAGCUGAAGCCCGGGUGGAAGGAGGGGACGAAAGUCACCUUUGAGGGCAAGGGCGACUCCCGCCCCGGCGCCCCGCGCCAGGACCUGGUGUUCGUCAUCAAGCAGCUGCCACAUGCGCGGUUCAGCCGCCACGGCGACGAUCUGCACUGCCCCGUGACGCUGUCGCUGGUGCAGGCGCUCCACCCCGACAGCCUGGACGUGCCCACCCUGGACAAUCGCGUGCUGCGGGUGCGGCCCCGCGACACCGUGGUUCUGCCGGGGUCGCAGAAGGUCAUCCCCAACGAGGGCAUGCCCAAGGCGCGGGAGUGGGGCAAGCGCGGCAGCCUGGUGCUCAAGUACGCCGUCAAGUUCCCGCGCAAGGCCCUGGACGCCACCGAGGCGGCGCAGCUCGCCGCGCUGCUGGAGGGGAAGGAGUGA